UAUAAUUCUUCCUUAUGCCUUUAUUAUUAAUUUGUGGUCCUCCUGCAAGUGGUAAAACACAAAGAGCUUUAGAAAUACAAAAGUUGAUAAAAGAGAAGUUAAAUAAAGAUUCUAUUAUAAUAAAUGAGGAGAAUUUACAUUUAAUUAAAGAUGACGCAUAUAAAGAUAAUACAAGCGAAAAGAUGACAAGAGGAUUUUUAAAAUCUAAUGUUGAAAAAUAUAUUUAAGCUGGUCAAUUAGUCAUAUUUGAUUCUAUUAAUUAUAUAAAAGGAUAUAGAUAUGAAUUAUAUUGUUUAGCAAGAGCUGCAAAAACAACUAAUUGCUUAGUAUUUAAAAGAAUAUAAUUUAGUUAUAUUUGAAUGUGCCAUUAGAAAUUUGUUAGAAAAACAAUGAAAAUCGUGAGAAUAAAUUUAAUGAUAAUUUAUUGAUUGAUUUAUAUAAGAGAAUGGAAAUUCCUAAAUAAAAAGAUAGAUGGGAAUGUCCUUAUUUCGAAGUAAGAUUUUAAGAGAAAACACCUUUUGAAGAGAUGGUAGAUGUACUAUUUUAUGCUGAAAAAACAGCAAAAGAUCCAAUUGCUACUAAAAAAGUAAUAUAAAAGAUAAAAUUAGGAAUAAUAAAAUGAAGGAAAUUUUGUACAUGAAUAAGAAAAAAGAGUUUAAGAAAUAUUAGAUUAAAUUUAAUAAAAGUAAAUAGAGAGUCUUCAAAUUGGAAAUGGAACAAUAAAGUUUUAAGGUACAAAAUCAACACUUAUUUUAAAACGUAAUUUGAGCAUAAUUGAAUUAAAAAAAUUAAGAUUAGAGUUUUUAAAUAUGCUUAGAAUAACUCCAGUAAAAACAUUAGGAGAUACUAAUGAAGCAUUUGUAAAUUUUAUAUAAGCUCAAAUAGAACGAUUAGGAUGAUGAUGAGAUUUUCUUUAUUUUGG
Messenger RNA from Paramecium sonneborni, 922 nucleotides. The record is from the annotation of a GenBank genome assembly. Lineage: Eukaryota; Ciliophora; Oligohymenophorea; Peniculida; Parameciidae.